AAUGGAAGGUCGACCAUCCUCAUCAAAACGGAAGCUUUCUUCCAAGAAUAAACCCUCAAAAAUCAACCACAUUUCGUCGUGCAGCCCUAUUUUGCACCACAGUUUCCCAACUUUGCGACGUUUCUUGAUUCAACCAAGGUUUUGUUUGGUGUGUGAUUCACUGGUUUUGGCUUCCACGCUAAAAGGGAACACUCCGAUUGCUGCUUCCUCCACGAUCUCGAUUUUAGUCAUUUGAGGACUUUCAAUACUCGGAUGAGCUAUGGAAUCCGAGCAAGCAAAAGGAACCAUUGAGCACCAGCACGUGGGAAACGCCUCUGAUUCCGAGCAUACGAAAAAAUUUAUUGAGCACGAGCACGUAGGAAACGCCUCUGAACCCGAGCAGGCGAAAGGAACCGUUGAGCACGAGCUCAUAAGAAAUGAAUCUGAAUCCGAGCAGGUGAAAGGAACCAUUGAGCACGAGCACGUUGAAAACACAUCUGAAUCCGAGCAGGAGAAAGGAACCAUUGAGCACGUUAGAAAUGUGUACGAAUCAGAUGAAGAAGACGACCAAAUAGUUGAAGAAGCAAAGGCUCGAUACUCUUCUGCAUCAUCAUCAUCAUCAUCAUCAUCAUCAUCCUCCUCCUCCUCGUCUUCGCGUGCUUCAUUGGAUCUUGAUGUUCCCAUUGUCAAAUCCGAGUCCUAUGGAGACCUGCAGCUCUGCCAAGGAUCCGUUUCCACACCCAAUUGCCCUGCUCAGACACCGGAAUGGAGCAUGUCAAGCGUGUCCCCUAUUGUCGGUCCGGAGGGGCACUUAUCUCCUAUAACAUCCCCUCCGGUCCAAACCAUGGGCCAUCCUUCCGAUUAUGACCCUGCCCGGAUCCCUGCCUCCGUGUUCUCUAGUAAACCAGCGAAUGCCUCAGAUUGGAGCGUGGCCUCAAACGACUCGUUGUUCAGCAUACACGCUGGGAACACCAGCUUUGCCAAGGACCAUUUUAGGUCCGAGGAGCUUGCCAGAUUGGAGGAUGCGAGCAACGGUCAAUCAUCCCUUUACGCCUCAGAAGCCAAGCCUAAUGAAAUAUGCAGUCUCCCUAUCAGCCUUCCUCCCCUCAUGGAGGUGUCAUCGCACGAAGAGGGAAGUGUGAAGUCGAGCACCGUCUCCAGCUUUGAAAAGGAGGAUUCCAUCAUGAAAGGAGGCCGUCUCUCUAACGAGAGUGCCACCUCUUCUGCUUUCCAUGCAUUGGAUAGCGAAGGCGGAAGGGCUAGCUCGUUGGAGAAGGUUGAGGAGAAGCCGGAGACGGAAGCACAACAUACUAAUAGUACCAAUCCGGAAUCCACAAAGGGGAAAUGGUUUUCGUGGUGCCCGUGUUUGUCUCGUUGCUGCUAACGAUCAUGAUGUCCACGGCCGAUAUACAUUCAUAUAUACACCCUUUUGAAGAUUAGCUUAGAAUAGUCCCCAAUGGUUGGUGGUAUCUGUUAUUGGCGUCGCGUGCUCAACCGGAUCCAUGCCUCGUAUCUCGGCUGUUGAUACACUGUGAGUUGGUUCUUCCUCUUGGCAGCAAGGAUUGAUGCAGGGAUGAUGAUCAAAUGAAACUUUUGUGAUUCGAUGCUGUGAUCUUAUAUUCAGAUUUGAGAAUCAAAUAAGCUAAAUCAUAAUGUAUAUAUCCAUAUGUGAAAAUGUGGCAUCUUAUUUUGUGUAUGUGUUUGCUCUCUCAUUUCAAUGUGAUGGCACUAAACCAAUACUUGGAUUUUAACCACUCUAUUCGUUCUAUGAC
This is a messenger RNA of Salvia hispanica, 1751 nucleotides long. RefSeq lists its product as uncharacterized. NCBI's taxonomy places the organism in Eukaryota, Viridiplantae, Streptophyta, Magnoliopsida, Lamiales, Lamiaceae. The record is from RefSeq and is a predicted model, not a curated record.